This is a messenger RNA of Aegilops tauschii subsp. strangulata, 897 nucleotides long. Lineage: Eukaryota; Viridiplantae; Streptophyta; Magnoliopsida; Poales; Poaceae. The record is from RefSeq and is a predicted model, not a curated record.
AUGUGCUGCUCCUCCUCUCUCUCUCGUUCUGCCGGCGGAUGCCCGGGCUUGCUCGCUGGCCUCGCGGGCCUCGGACGCCACCAAGAACGCCUCGCCGAGCAGCAGCAGCUCCACCGCGCCUCCUUUGCGCCGGCCAAGCCACGAGCAGCAGCAGCUCCACCUGCUACUGCUGACGCCAUGCUCGACCUGCCCAAGCCCGACGAUGACACCGCCCUACCGCCGCGCACACGGUCGCCGCCGCCUCGCCGAGAGGGCUCGCCCUCGUGUGCGCCGCACCUCGCCGAGAGGGCUCGUCCUCGCGUGCGCUCCUCCUACCGGUCGCGGGAACUGCUAGACCGGCCAUGGCGGCAUCCUGCGCUCCUCCUACGGGGUCAUUGGGUUGGAGGAUUCGGACACAGUGCCACAGUCUGUCUAGAGGAGAACGGGGCCGUCGGACAGGUGGAGGAGGAGCGACGGCCCAUCGAGAGCAGGAAGCACGCCCACGCGGCGUCUGAGUUGGCCGCGGCACAGAAGGACGGCAGACCACAGUGGGUAAUUAAGGACGCCAAUCUGUGGCGUCCUACUGAGCUCCCGCGACUAGGGUUCCUCCCCCCGCCGCCGCCGCCGCCUGCUGCCCCCCUCCUGCUGCCGUCGGCCGCCGGCCGCGCGCGCUCCGCCUCCCUCUCCUCCCCCCCCUCCGCCACGUUCCCGUCCGCCCGCUCGCCUCUCCCUCCCCCCUCCGCGGGCGAUGGGCAGGCCCCUGCCGCUACCUCUCCUCCGGCCCCCCUCCCCGUCCAUCUCCCUCCCCGCCUUGCCCGCGCGGCCCUGGCGGCGGCGGGCCGUCCCUUCCCCGCUCGCUCAUGGGGGGCGCGGGGGCCUCCCGAUGGCGGCGGUGCAGCUCGGCCGGCUGCGGUGUGA